This is a messenger RNA of Debaryomyces fabryi, 1251 nucleotides long. RefSeq names its product proteinase A (gene APR1). The coding region runs from base 1 to 1251 and encodes 416 amino acids. The record is from RefSeq and is a predicted model, not a curated record. The transcript has a single exon. Gene Ontology annotation, cellular component: fungal-type vacuole. Gene Ontology annotation, molecular function: aspartic-type endopeptidase activity. Lineage: Eukaryota; Fungi; Ascomycota; Pichiomycetes; Serinales; Debaryomycetaceae.
AUGCAAUUCUCUUUAUCUGUUUUUACCACCAUCGCUACUGCAUUAUUGAGCUUGCCAUGCGCAGAUGCAGCUAAACACUCCGCUAAAAUUAGCAAAAUUCCUGUUGAAGAGUCAUUGAACGUCAACACUUUCAAAGAAUACACCGACGGAUUGGCUAAUAAGUAUUUAAACAUUUUUAAUGCAGCCAACGGAAACCCGGUUGCUUUUGGAAGCCAGAACCCGGGUUCGGAAGCCCAGGUACCAUUUAUCAAUCCUACAGAGGGCAAGCAUGAAGCACCAUUGACGAAUUACUUGAAUGCGCAAUAUUUCACUGAAAUUCAAUUAGGUACUCCAGGACAACCUUUCAAGGUUAUUUUAGAUACCGGUUCUUCGAACUUGUGGGUUCCAUCCGAAGAUUGCUCGUCGUUGGCUUGUUUCUUGCAUUCCAAGUACUCGCAUGACUCUUCGUCCACCUACAAGGCUAAUGGGUCGUCGUUUUCUAUUCAAUACGGUAGUGGUGCCAUGGAGGGUUACGUUUCCCAAGAUACGUUAGCUAUUGGUGAUUUGAUUAUCCCAAAGCAAGAUUUUGCUGAAGCCACUAGUGAACCAGGGUUAGCUUUUGCCUUUGGUAAGUUUGAUGGUAUCUUAGGUUUGGCCUACAAUACUAUUUCUGUGAACAAGAUUGUUCCUCCAAUUUACAAUGCCAUCGAGCAGGGCUUGUUAGAAGAACCUAGAUUUGCUUUCUACUUGGGCGACACUUCCAAGAGUGAGGAAGACGGUGGUGUUGCUACUUUUGGUGGUAUUGAUGAAGAUUUAUUCACCGGAAAAGUUGUAGAGUUACCAGUCAGAAGAAAGGCAUACUGGGAAGUUGAAUUCGAGGGUAUUGGUUUAGGUGACGAAUACGCCGAAUUGAGCAAAACUGGUGCUGCCAUCGAUACUGGUACUUCUUUGAUCACUUUACCAUCUUCUUUGGCUGAGAUCAUCAACUCCAAGAUUGGUGCUGAAAAGUCUUGGUCCGGUCAAUACCAAAUUGAUUGUGAAAAGAGAGAUUCUUUACCAGAGUUAACUUUGACAUUCGCUGGCAACAACUUUACUUUAUCUCCAUAUGACUACACUUUAGAAGUUAGUGGUUCGUGUAUUUCUGUUUUUACUCCAAUGGAUUUCCCUGAACCAAUCGGUGAUUUAGCUAUCAUUGGUGAUGCCUUUUUAAGAAAAUACUAUUCUAUCUACGAUUUAAAGAAAAACACCGUUGGUUUGGCCAAGGCUAAAUAA